AUGGGUAAACAUAAAUAGCGAUCUACUUCUGGAUCAAGUAGUAAUCGCAAAAAACAUAAGAAAAAGCAUCAUCACUCAAAAAAAGAAGUGAAAUAGGAACAUGUGAAAAAGGAAGAAUGUCUGUAGGCACAAUAAUAAGAAAUAAUAAAAGAAAAACCAAGUUUUGAGGCAUCUGGAAUAUUAGCCUAAUAUGCAGAGAAUGCAUUGGGCAAUGGCAAAGUCUUAAAGUUUACUAUUCCUUUCGAUGCUCAAAUUCCCAUAGCCAAUUGGCAAUUAUUCCCCUUUAAAGGAACACAAUCAUAUCCAUCUAUAUCUCUAAAAGGGAAGUCAGUAUUCUUGAUUGGGAAGGACAAAGAGAUCGUCGACAUCUUAAUUGAGAACAUUUCCGUUUCCAAAUAGCAUUGUGUCAUUUAAUUUAGAGAAAUAAAGAAGGUGAAUAGUCAAGGAGAAGUGCUAUCUUAUAUAAAACCAUACGCCAUGGAUUUAGAAAGCACAAAUGGAACUUAUCUAAAUGAUCAGCAAUUAGAACCUGCGAGGUAUUACGAAUUACUGGAAGAUGAUGUACUGAGAUUCGGAAAAAGCGAUAGAGAAUAUGUACUUAUAAAAUCGUGA
Molecule: messenger RNA, 612 nt
Organism: Paramecium tetraurelia
Lineage: Eukaryota; Ciliophora; Oligohymenophorea; Peniculida; Parameciidae
Exons: 2
Cellular component (GO): nucleus
Molecular function (GO): mRNA binding; protein binding
Source: RefSeq, a predicted model, not a curated record